This is a messenger RNA of Parnassius mnemosyne (clouded apollo), 810 nucleotides long. NCBI's taxonomy places the organism in Eukaryota, Metazoa, Arthropoda, Insecta, Lepidoptera, Papilionidae. The record is from the annotation of a GenBank genome assembly.
AUGAAGUUAUUAGUGAUUUUAUCGCUCGCGGCUCUUGCCAGUGCUCAUAAUCCAGCUUCGAAGCUGGUAAAGAACAUUUAUAAAGAAUGUUUGAGUCAGUAUUCCGUAGAGUGUGUGAAACCGAGAACCCUGGAAUGGAUUUCGCAAGUUGCUAACGAUGACGAGAUCAAGAUCACGGAUAAUCUUUCGAUUGUCAAGAUGGGAACCCUGGAAGAAGACGGUGACGUCGACCCAAGGAUGGCUAAGGACCCUACUUACGCCAUGUUCGACAAAGUAGACCGCUUUCUCCAAACUCAUACCCUCCGAGUGAAAGUGCCUGAUGAGAUUCUUAACAGUGCUGCCUCCGAAUAUGUACCUAGGUCUCUUCUUACAGACUUGCCUUCUGAAUUAAGCAUGCCCUUAGAUGGCGAAGAAGAGGUCGAGACUUUCGAAGGUAGAAAGAAGAAAAUCAAGCUCCCCAAGCCUUUGAGGAUCAAGAGCAAACAUGGUUUUAUUAAGAAGGUGGUGUUGCCUUUCCUUCUCGGUUUGAAGUUCAAGACAGCCGUCCUCGUGCCGUUAGCUCUUGCAAUGAUCGCUCUGAAGACGUGGAAAGCACUCACUCUUGGUCUCAUCUCCCUUGUUCUUUCCGGUGCCAUGGUCAUCUUCAAAUUCACGAAGCCUAAGGUUGUGAACUACGAAGUCAUCCACUACCCUCAGCACCAUGUUGAACAUCAUGUAGACCACCACGCUCCUGGCUGGGACUCUCAUGGUCCUUACCAAGCCCGAUCGUACGAAGACGCUCACGAAAUCGCCUACUCCGGCCAAAUUUAA